Gossypium arboreum is the source of this 2195-nucleotide messenger RNA. RefSeq names its product methionine--tRNA ligase, chloroplastic/mitochondrial. Lineage: Eukaryota; Viridiplantae; Streptophyta; Magnoliopsida; Malvales; Malvaceae. Gene Ontology annotation, cellular component: chloroplast stroma; mitochondrion. The record is from RefSeq and is a predicted model, not a curated record. Gene Ontology annotation, molecular function: methionine-tRNA ligase activity; ATP binding. Bases 180 to 2012 code for a protein of 610 amino acids. Gene Ontology annotation, biological process: methionyl-tRNA aminoacylation. The transcript is spliced from 12 exons.
UAUGUGUUUUCUUCUUCCCCUUAUCCUCUUUCUUCUCCAAAACCUCUUCAGCCGAAUAAAAAAGUUUCGAUUUUUAUUUUUGUUUGAAAAUAAUGCAACUCAAAUCAGUUUAUGAGUUUAAUUUAUACAUAAAAUAAAAUAUACUAAUUUUAUUGUUUCUUAACAGUUGAAGAAGAAACAUGGCAGUAGCUAGGAUGAACAUGAACUGUUCGAUACAAAGCAGCCUUUCUUGUAUAUUAAAACCAUCCUAUUUUUUCAAUUUCAAGACUACCCAAUUCAAAAAUCGUCUUUACUUCCCUCAAAAUCACUUGAUUUCUUCAAAAAGAUCAUUGCUUUGUACUUGUUCAGGCAAUUUCCAAGCUAGUGAAAAGGCUGAACCUUUUGUUAUUACAACUCCUCUUUAUUAUGUCAAUGCCCCUCCUCAUAUGGGUAGUGCUUACAGUACUAUUGCUGCUGAUGCCAUUGCCAGGUUUCAGAGGCUUUUGGGAAAGAGAGUCAUAUUAAUAACUGGGACGGAUGAGCACGGGGAGAAGAUAGCUACAGCAGCAUCUGCUCGUGGCUCCAGUCCGAGAGAGCAUUGUGAUGUUAUAUCACAAGCUUAUAAAAUGCUGUGGAAAGAUUUAGAUAUAGCUUAUGACAAAUUCAUUCGUACAACUGAUCCAAAACAUGAAGCAAUCGUUGAGGAAUUUUAUUCUAGAGUUCUUGCUAAAGAUGACAUUUACCGAGCCGACUAUGAGGGACUGUACUGUGUCAAUUGCGAGGAGUAUAAGGAUGAGAAAGAGCUGCUCGAAAAUAAUUGUUGUCCUACGCACCUAAAGCCAUGUGUUCCUCGCAAAGAGGAUAAUUAUUUCUUUGCAUUGUCGAAAUACCAAAAACCAUUAGAAGAAAUUUUGGAACAAAAUCCAGAUUUUGUUCAGCCUUCUUACCGUUUGAACGAGGUCCAAGGUUGGAUAAAAAAUGGCUUAAGAGAUUUUUCGAUUUCCCGUGCAGCUGUGGAAUGGGGUAUUCCGGUUCCCAAUGACAAUAAGCAAACUAUAUACGUUUGGUUUGAUGCACUUCUCGGCUAUAUAACGGCUCUGUUGGAGGAUAAGGAGCAAAUAAGUUUACAAAGUGCUGUUUCUUCGGGUUGGCCUGCCUCAUUGCACUUGAUUGGAAAGGAUAUUUUACGUUUUCAUGCUGUUUACUGGCCGGCUAUGCUAAUGUCUGCUGGAUUGAGUCUCCCGAAGAUGGUGUUUGGCCAUGGUUUCUUGACGAAGGAUGGCAUGAAGAUGGGGAAGUCAUUAGGGAAUACAAUCGAACCAAAUGAAUUGGUUAGUAAAUUUGGAGCUGAUGCAGUCCGGUACUUCUUCCUAAGGGAGGUAGAAUUUGGAAGUGAUGGAGAUUAUUCUGAAGAGCGUUUUGUUAAUAUUGUCAAUGCACAUCUUGCCAACACAAUAGGAAAUCUUCUCAACCGUACUCUUGGACUUCUUAAGAAGAACUGCCAGUCAACUUUAGUAGUUGAUUCAUCUAUCGCAGCUGAAGGAAAGGAUUUUAAGGAUACCGUUGAGGAGCUGGUUGAAAAAGCUCGUAUCAAUUAUGAAAAUCUGUCCCUAUCAUCUGCUUGUGAAGCCGUGCUAGAGAUCGGCAAUGCUGGAAACUUGUACAUGGAUAAGCAUCAACCUUGGUCUCUUUUUAAGCAAGGCGGUGCUGCUUCCGAAGCUGCAGCAAAGGAUCUUGUGGUCAUACUCGAAGCAAUGAGGAUUAUAGCGAUCGCUCUAUCACCGGUCGCACCUAGCUUAUGUAGGCAGAUAUAUGCACAGCUUGGCUACUCCGAGGACCAGUUCGAUAACAUAAACUGGAGCAAAACAAAGUGGGGUGGACUAAAAGGUGGUCAAGUGAUGGCACAACCUAAGCCAGUGUUUGCAAGAAUUGAACAAAUAAAGGAAAAUGAAAAUGGGGCUGAAACAGAGCCUCAAAAGGUUGUGAAAAAGAAAGAGAAAAAGCAAAAAGUUCAAGGGGUGAUAGAAGCCUAGGGUUCUAAUUUUUGAAAGUAUGUAAUUUUUUUUUAUUUUUGAUCCGUGUCGGAUAUGAAUAUUUGCUCGACAUGGUAUAUAUUUAGAGGGGUUUUUUAGGGUUAUACUGUAUGUCUGUGUUAGACAUGGGUGUUUGAUACGGAUACUUCAAGAAAAAUAAAGGGUCGGAGUUAUGUGAAAUAA